This is a messenger RNA of Oryzias melastigma (Indian medaka), 2482 nucleotides long. It is a transcript of the gene ccni2, whose product is annotated as cyclin I family, member 2. The transcript is spliced from 7 exons. Lineage: Eukaryota; Metazoa; Chordata; Actinopteri; Beloniformes; Adrianichthyidae. Gene Ontology annotation, biological process: mitotic cell cycle phase transition; regulation of cyclin-dependent protein serine/threonine kinase activity. The record is from RefSeq and is a predicted model, not a curated record. Gene Ontology annotation, molecular function: cyclin-dependent protein serine/threonine kinase regulator activity. Gene Ontology annotation, cellular component: cytoplasm; cyclin-dependent protein kinase holoenzyme complex; nucleus. Bases 489 to 1580 code for a protein of 363 amino acids.
UCGACCAUUUUGUGGGUGUAUUCUCGCACGUCUGACCCACUAACACGAAUCUGUUUAUUAGACGGCGUGACGUCAGAGGAGGCGGAGCCUGUGGCGUUCAAAACACAGCUUGUUCUCAAUCCUCUCUGAUCUUCGCUUCCUGCUUGUUUUGCGCCUAUUUUUUUCGCUUACUUUUUGCCCCCGUUUUCUUUUUAAUCUCGCGUUUUUAUUUGUUUUUGCCUGUUUUUUUGUAUAAAUAUAUAAUGCAGCAACUAUCCGAUUUUUUAACAUUGUUUUGCAAACGGCGUUUUGUUCCGAGAUUGUUUACCCAGGCAGCAUCCCUCUGUUGUUCAUAUUCCUUUUGUUUUCGGUAAAUAUGGACUGAUUUAAAACUAAAAAAAUAAUAAUAAUCACCUCAAUGCUCCGUCCAUCCGAGGCAUUCUCUCCUGUUGAAACCGAAGAGGGGUGGAGUGUGUCCUGGGGGCAGCCUGGCUGGUGCUGUGGAGGCCAUGAAGAGUCCAGGAGCCGCAGAGGGACGGCGGCUGGUCGGUCUCCUUGAGGAUGCUCUGGUCCGGGAGGCUCGCCUCUGGAAGGUGCCAGUCUUCAGGAAUGGAUGCAUUCAGGNGGCAGACAUCUCCUCCUCCCAACAUCAGCAGACGAUCCUUUGGCUUGGAGAGAUGAACAGACUCUUCCUGUUCUGUCCGGAGACUUUUGCCUUGGGAGUGUGCGUCCUCAACCGACUGCUGUCCACCGUCAAGGCUCAGCCAAAAUACCUUAAAUGUAUUGCUUUUACCUCGCUGGUCCUUGCUGCCAAAAUUAACGAAGAAGAUGAGGUAAUAGGUUCAGUUAAAGACCUGGUUGAACGGAGCGGAUGCAACUUUUCAACCGCAGAGAUUUUGCGUAUGGAAAGGAUCAUUCUGGACAAGCUUCACUGGGAUUUGUACACCGCAACACCAGUCGACUUCAUUCACAUUUUCCACGCCCUGCUCGUCUCCGGCCACCCCCAUCUCAUUCCAUCCAUCGGUCUCAGCCCCGUCGUCGACUCCUCUCCGGACCCUGCCGCUCUCCCCUGCAGACCGGGGCAUCAGAAAAUGCCCCCAGGCCUCCAGGUGGCACUGUGGACCAGGCAGGUGCAGCACUGUAUGGCCUGCCACCAGCUUUGGCAGUUCAAAGGUUCCACGUUGGCCUUGGCCAUCAUCACUUUGGAACUAGAGGCACUCACUCCAGACUGGUUCUCCGUCUUCACGGAUCUGCUGAAGAAAGCACAGGUGGACAGCGCUGAGUUCAUCCACUGCAAAGAGAUGGUGGACGAGUACCUACACAGCCUGGACUCAUCCCUGCCGACCAACGCCGUUUACAUUUUUGACGGCGCCCACAUCCAAGAGCAGCGGCGAGCCUGGAGGCCCUCACGACGCCUCCGAAUGGCCAGAAGAGGGCGUGGUGGCGGCCAGCAAGGAGACUCGGAUGAAUAUUAUGACGGUUUGAGGCGUUUGUACAGUGAAGAGACCAAUCCAGAGGAGGAAGGAGACGAUAUCAAGGCUUUGUUUGCACCUCAGAAGGGCGUCUCCCCUUGCCCCCCUUUGCACCCCGCUAUCAACUAGCCAGACAUUUUCUCGCACCGUCCAUCAGCUGGACCACUGUAAGACCAAGUUAAAACAAGCUCUCCGGGGUCAAAUGAAUCGUUUUGGUCCUUUCUAUGCAGUCGUCCAAACCCCCUGAAUGUAGAGGCGGGUAGAGAUCAAUAAAGAGGACACGAGGUGACGGCACAGCAGCUGAGGGAGUUACUGAGCCAGACAGGAUUGAGAUUUGAAUGUUUUGGUUAUUUUUCCUCCCUUUUUUAUAUUUCAGAGUUCAGUUACUGUGAGGCAUCUUGGUGUGCAGGUUCUUCCGCUGCCACAAAGCACUUUGAGAUAAAAACAAGCUUUUUUUUUAUUUUUUAUACAUGUUUUACUUUUUUUUAAUGUUUUUAAUCUUAUACUAAAUGUUUUAUUUACAAAAGCUACUUUUUACUUAAAAGCUUUAUUUUCAUGACUAACUUUUUUUAUGACGUGCUUCUGCGUGACUCGUUUUAUGAUUUAUCAACUGAAUGGAAGCACCUUUGGGAGAUUUAGUUCAACACUAGAGUAGAUUGAAACAUUUUUGAGAUGAAACAACUGGGUUCAUGAUGUUUUAUGUUUCACAAAUAAUGUAAAGUUUGGCAUGAAGAUUUCCUGACUUUGUUCAGCAAAAAUCACUUUAAUUUUUUUAAUAAGAUGAUGGCAGAAAGAAGAAUUGGACUAUUUAAAGGUCGCUCAUGAGCACAAAUUGUGUCCAAGGCUGAACAUUUAAACCCAAAGACACUGAACUGUGUUAGCAAUAAUGUCUUUAAUGUGAAAACAUUUUUUUCAGUCUUUGCUCCUUACGCUGAAGUUACUGGCCUGAUUUCCUUUUUUCAAGUUCAAGGCAGCUGUAUUGUACCGUUACUAUUGUAAACACACAGAAAUAAAGCUAUGACUUAAAAGUC